AUGCCGGCGGAGCGCCUCGACGUCGCGGUCGCGUCCAGGACGCUGGUUCGGGCCUCGGACCCGCCGCCGGGCUUCCCCGCCAUGCUCGCCGCCUCCAACCUCGACCUCAUCCUCGGCUCCUUCCACCUCUACCUCAUUGCCGUGUACCCCGCCCCCGCCGCAGGGUUCAAUGCUGUGGCCGCGGCGGUGCGCGCCUCCUUGCCCGCGUUCCUCUCCCGGUUCUUCCCCUUCGCCGGCCGCGUGGUCACCAACGCCUCCACUGGCGUUCCCGAGAUCGCCUGCAACAAUGCCGGCGCCGAGCUCGUGGUGGCCAACGUUGGCACGUCGCUCGCCGAGAUGGACUUCGCCAACGCCGACCGCUCGCUCGGGAUCAUCCAGGUGCCGUUCGAGCAGGGCCUCGCGCUGUCGCUGCAGCUCGUGCGGUUCGCCUGCGGCGGCUUCGCGUUUGUGUGGGGGGCAGACCAUCUGCUCGUGGACGGCCACGGCCUGAUGGAGCUUCCCAACGCCUGGGCGGAGCUGCUCCGCGCCGGCGGCCUCUCGUGGGAGCCCCAGCACGACCGAGUCUCCCUCUUCCGGCCGCGCUCGCCGCCGCGGUACAGCCCGGCGCUGGACGCCGAGUUCACACGGUACGCGCCGGCGAGCCUGCCCAACCCCCUCCUGGUGGCCACCCUCGUGCGCCGGAUGUACGUGGUCUCCGGCGCCGACCUCGACCGCCUCCGAGCUGCAGCCAGCACCGCCGACCGCCGCGCAACGCGGCUCGAGGCCCUGUCCGCGCACAUCUGGAAGCUGCUCGCGGCAGCGGUCGGCGGCUCCGACACGCACUGCCGGCUCGCCUGGCUCGUCGACGGCCGUCGUCACCUUGACCCUUCCAAGUACGACAAGGCCAGGCUGGGCCGUUACCUCGGCAACGUGGUCACGUACGCGUCGCGGGAAGUGGCCGUGGAAUCCAUCUCGUCGGCGCCGAUCGCGGACGUGGCGACGAUGGCGGGCGCGGCCAUCAAGAAGGCGUUCCGGUCGGAGCGGUACGAGGAGCUGGUGGACUGGAUGGAGGCGAACAAGGGGGUGUUCCGGGAUGGCGGCAAGUGGACGGAGGCGGUGGGCGUCGGCACGGGGAGCCCCGCGCUGGUGGUCUCCUCGUUCGUGCCGUUCCGGGUGGAGGGUGACUUCGGCUUCGGCCGGCCGCGACUGGUGAUGCCGUGGGUGCGGCCAGGGCGGCUGGGGUCGGCGGCUAUGAUGGUGGCGCGGAGCCCGGAGGAGGACGGGUCGUGGGUGGUCACUGCGAGAAUGUGGCCGCAACUGGCCGACGCCGUAGAGGCGGACCUGGAGGCUGUGUUCAGGCCGGCCACCGCCGCACGGCUUGGGUUCAGCGUGCCCGAGUCGGUGAGCGCCGUGCACAAGUGCAUCGAUGCAGACAUGAACUCCCUUGAUUGA
Setaria italica (foxtail millet) is the source of this 1431-nucleotide messenger RNA. Its product is annotated as rosmarinate synthase. The record is from RefSeq and is a predicted model, not a curated record. The coding region runs from base 1 to 1431 and encodes 476 amino acids. The transcript has a single exon. Gene Ontology annotation, molecular function: acyltransferase activity, transferring groups other than amino-acyl groups. NCBI's taxonomy places the organism in Eukaryota, Viridiplantae, Streptophyta, Magnoliopsida, Poales, Poaceae.